Molecule: messenger RNA, 1733 nt
Organism: Ostrea edulis (European flat oyster)
Lineage: Eukaryota; Metazoa; Mollusca; Bivalvia; Ostreida; Ostreidae
Product: innexin-11-like
Exons: 3
Coding region: 180-1430 (416 amino acids)
Cellular component (GO): gap junction; plasma membrane
Molecular function (GO): gap junction channel activity
Source: RefSeq, a predicted model, not a curated record
GCAAUAAUCUCUGAGGAAGCAUCUUAAAACAUUUUACAAUCAUGUGAAGUUGAAACCAUUUCCGUUAGAUGUAUUUGACCCCUUCGUAUAAAUGCAUGUAGAAACAUCUCUUAGCACAUUCUCAAAACACGAUCGAGCUUCAAGUGACUGGAUCAAGAAGAACUUAGAAAAAUCUUUCAAUGUCUUCUGAAAGCUGGGUGGACACUCUGAAUGGAAGAUGGACGCCAUUGUUAUUCCUUAUCCUUGGCAUAGUAGCAUUUUUUGGUCCUUUGUUUUUUAGUCCUAUUGAAUGUGCGUUUCCGUCGGAAUUCACAACACAGGACAUACGAUAUGGCAAGUCAAAAUGUUACGAAGCCACACAGAUAAGGAAGUUUCGUGAUUUUGGUGGAAAUUUGGAUCCAGAAGUCACUACAGUAGAUGACGACUCAGAUGGUCAAAGAACAUUGUACCAGUAUGUUGCAAUCAUUCUAAUAGUACAGGCCCUUUUUCUUCGGAUUCCGUUCAUUCUAUGGAAACUAGGAGAGAAGCGAUUGGGUAUCCAUUUCAUUGCCGGUACAGAGAAUCAGGGUGGAGAUAGGAAAUAUGUCGGAAAAAGGAUUGCUGUCUACCUAGAACAAUGGAUCAAAAAUCGAAAAGUAAACAUUUUGUCAAUCGGAGCAUUUACAUUUUUUCAUUUCUUCAUCAAAAUCCUUUACUUUGUCAGUGUAUGUGUACACUAUGGAUUGCUGGACGGCUUCCUGAAACAGGAGAAUGAAACCAGUUUUGGUUCUCAGCUCUUAGGAAAUAUCAGAGAAAACAACAUUUCUGUUUUCCAAACCUCACCAGUAUUUCCCCGCCAUGUUAUGUGUUCCUAUUCUAUACGUUUUCUGCAAAAUAUCAGGAUAUAUUCCGUGCAAUGUAAUCUGCCAUUGAAUCCGUACUUAGAGCUGAUAAUGGCGGUGGCCUGGUGGUGGUUAGUCUUCAGUAUUGCCGUCAUCGUCGCGGAUGGAGUAUUAUACCUAUUUGGUGCUGUAAUCCCUUAUUUCAGAAUCUGGUUUGUGGAAGCAAAUUUAAUGAAACGAGAACUAGAAACUUCAACGCAAAUUUUGACAGAUCAACAGAUUUGGAAAUUUGCAAACAACACCCUGGGAGAAGACGUCAUCGCAUUUCUUCAGCAGAUGCAGUCCAACAAUAAUGGCUGUGUAGUCAUGGAAACCAUUACUGAACUCUGGAAGAUCUAUCAUGGCGGUGUGCAGACUUCACCGAUGGGGAAUCCCCUAUUACCAGAAGCAUCGUGUGCCGGUCAAACGUUUCAAGCUUCGAGACCAAACUUUGAACUACAACACAUAGAUCGGGGACCAGGAGUCUCUGAGGGCUACGCAGGUCAAGGUCAAGUGCUGGCACAGCAAUCCAUUUAUCCCGCUUACCCGACUGCUGUAUACAAAACAUAAGAAAAUUAUAAAUCUGCAAUUCUAUACCCUUAAAUGCAGUCAAAUUUUGAGAUAUUUGUUAAUAAUAUCACACAAUAUACAUGCAUAUUUUAUACGCAACAAAUGUUCCCGUAGAUAUAAUAUACAAUAUUGGUAAUAUUAGUAAUAUACAUGUACUUAAUAUCAAUAUUAUCAUUAUUUUUGUAAAGUAAUUAUUUACGCGAUUAGCAUUACUAUUGACUAUAAUUAGAGAAAGUGGGUAUGUUAGCAACGAUGUUUGUACUAUGCACAUGUAAUUAUAUGAAUAAAGAACAAAAACCAGUC